Closterium sp. Naga37s-1 is the source of this 435-nucleotide messenger RNA. NCBI's taxonomy places the organism in Eukaryota, Viridiplantae, Streptophyta, Zygnematophyceae, Desmidiales, Closteriaceae. The record is from the annotation of a GenBank genome assembly.
AUGUUGUUACGUAAACGCCCCUGUCUGUCCUUCCUGGCCCCGUUCCCACCCAUCCAGGCAGCAGGAGCAGCGGGAGGCACAGCAGCUUCGCUCGUUCGGGUGCCCACUGAGGUGGUGAAGCAGCGCAUGCAGACGGGGCAGUUCCCCACUGCAGUCACCGCUGUCAAAACCAUUCUCUCAAAGGAGGGAUUCAGGGGGCUCUAUGCGGGUUAUGGCUCCUUCCUUCUGCGAGACCUGCCAUUUGAUGCCAUCCAGUUUGCCAUCUACGAGCAGCUUAAGAUCCGACUCAAGAAAACGCUGAAGCGGGAUCUUAAGGAUGCAGAGAUGGCAGUGGUGGGGGCAGUUUCAGGUACCAUCACAGGCGCUGUCACCACUCCCCUUGAUGUCAUCAAGACUCGACUCAUGACCCAGGUGUGCCACGCUGCGUCAAUGUAG